This is a messenger RNA of Penaeus indicus, 4678 nucleotides long. RefSeq lists its product as uncharacterized. Bases 882 to 2228 code for a protein of 448 amino acids. The transcript is spliced from 9 exons. NCBI's taxonomy places the organism in Eukaryota, Metazoa, Arthropoda, Malacostraca, Decapoda, Penaeidae. The record is from RefSeq and is a predicted model, not a curated record.
UGGUGAGUGUGGAGGAGGCCACGCUGCGCUCCCGUCCGACUUGCGUGUCGUUGUGUUUGUGAUGGUAAAAGAAAGAAUACAGUGUAGGAACAUUAAGUGGCUAGAAAGUUGAAGCGUCGGUGGCGGGCCACAGGAAAAGGCCCACUUAUCGAUUCUUAACACAUGUGACCUUGACAGCUGGCGAUAUUAUUGCUUUGCACAACGAAUUUCUUGUCUUAGUGCAAACUGUGAUAUUUGUGUCGGCCGAAGGGAAGGGGUGAAUGCCUUCCCGUCGUAAGAGCAAAGAACAAAUUACCUUCCUGUUCUGGCUGUUCAGGUGAACAAAGCACGAAUUAGAUAUCCUCGACUCUUUCUUGGAAAAAGUAAUACAGACAGUUACAUCAUGGUUUCAAGAAAAUAAAAAACGUCGUUACGUAAGUUGUGGCGAAGACGUCCCCAAGGCAGUCACCAGGCUCCUUACCGCCGAGGUAGACUCGAGUGUGUGAUUUUUCCUGGAGCGCAAGACACAAAAUAGAACUUUUUCUUUAAGCCGAAGUUAUUCUUGUGCGAGUGGCAUCGCUGGCGUGAGGCGCGGAUCAUGCCUGCGGGGGAGGUCUGAUAAAUUCAUGCCUUUGCCCAAGUCCGGGGAGCAGCGCCAUUCGCAGUCGAGGAGCGGCAGCGCGUCGGAGGUGCACUUGCUCACCGGCUCGAGGACGAGCGUGUCGCCCAGCCCGCGUACCGAGCGUGAGGAUGAGUGCGCGCGAGCCGCCGCGGCCCAGCUCCCUCCCGCGCCCCGCAGCGACGCCGUGAUGCCGUAGGACGAGCCAUAGUCGGUGCAAGAACAUUUCGAGGGCCACAAAGCGGGCACAAUAUCCUUGGUGGUGAAGUACCGCCCUGCCACCAUGAGUCACGGAGAGUCGUGCGCGGGUGUGGUGGGAGCGGGCGUGGGCGUGGGCGGCCACAAGAAGCUGCGGCGGAAGAGGAAGGAGCUGGACGCGCUGGUGCCCGAGGACAAGGUGCGCCGCAAGUCGUCCUCGGCCUCGCACCACGACCUCCUGCGGUCCGACUCCGAGGACCCUGAGGCCGACUACGCCAGCGUGGGCGUCGUUAGCAAGAGGGUGAUGGGCGGCGUGGGGCCAGGCACGGGCAUAUGGGCGUGCCUGCCUGGAGCCUGUACACUGCUCCUGCUUCUCACUACACUCGUGGGCGUGGCCGCCGCCCUCAGGUUGCUAAUGCUCACUCGCCGGGACCUGGACUCGCUGCACACCAGGAUCAACUCAGUGGAGGCGAGCAGCUCGGAGCUCCCGGCCAAGUUCCACGAGUCGCACGUGCGACUGCAGGAGCUCGAGAAGAACCAAAGCGCCCUGUGGGCGCACGUCAACGAUGUCUCGUCGUCCCUCGCGGCGGCCAACAAGAGGGUGGAACAGCUGGAAAUAGACGUGAAAACGAUAAAGGACUCCCUGAGCAGUGCCCCACAGCUCUCGUCCCUCCCGAAGGACGUUGCCAAUUUGCAGGGCUCCGUGGCAACAUUUGGUUCCACCCUUCAGGAUGUCCAGUCGUCCCUGAAGGUGGUCAAACAGGACCAGGAUAAGCUGUCAGAGGAUAUGAAGGCAGCCAGUGCCUCCAUUGAUAGUGUCAAGAAGGAGAUAUCAGUGUUGCACAAUCAGACAGUGAUGGACGGUGGAAGAGAAAGUGGCUUUGGGGGCUCUGAGACAGUGGGGGAGGCAGUGGUGAACUUGAAGCAGCAUGUAAAUUCUCUGACCUCAGCCGUGGGAGCAGUCAAUGCAUCGUUACACUCCCACAUAGAUGAAGCCUCCACAUCCCUGCACAAGCUCGAGAAUAUUGGAGUGUCUGCAGCAGAUUUGAAUAAUGUAACACAGAGGAUGACAACAAUGGAGGCUUGGCGUGAAACCAUAGACUCAAGCUUGACACCACAGGUCACAAACCUUAGUUUAACGACAUCUCAACUCCAGGCCAGCAGUGACCAUCACUCCCAAAUACUACAGAAUGUCACUCAGAGCGUGGAAGUUGUAAAGGGCGUUGAGAGAAAGCUGGAGGGCAGUCAGGUACAGCUUGCAAGUGGAGUCAGUGACCUCAAGCAGCAGAUACAGAAGGUGGAUCAAAAAGUGAACAAUCUGUUAGAACAGUCCAGCACUCCUGCUCCACAGGCAAACAACGAAACACAUUCUCGUAAGCAGAGAUUAACACAAGCAGAUUCAGGAACUUUAAGAGAUAAAAGAGGACCUUGAUAUGUGAAGGAGGAGUCUGCAGCAUUGCUACGAACAUUAUGUGCCAAUAAUGCUCUGUUUGCAUCCAAAGAAGUUUAACAUCACAAGACAUUAGCAGUUUGAAGCUUUGUAUUCCAUCCUGCUGUAGUAAGCUAGCUAGUGCAGAUUGUAGGGUCUUCUCAUAGAGUCACUUUCCAAACUUUGUAAUAUGUUUGUGAAAAAGCCAGUAUAUGUUUUAAUCUUUUUAUGAAUUUGAAUUUAAAAGUUUGUUAUGUUUUUGCUUUUAUCACUAGAAUGUUUUAUGAUUAUAAGGAUUCCAUUGGUAGACACAUUAGCAUUAAGUAGCCUCACACAAUUAAUGACAGCUGAUAAUUUUAUUGCAUGACAAUGUAUUGAUUAGCUUUCUUUUUAGCCAGGAAAUAGAAAUACUCCCAGUACUAUAUGUGUAAAUAUUGCAUCAACCAUGACCAUCCAACUUCAUUGUAAACAUUUUUUUAUGAAGCAAUAUAAAUUUUUGAUACAGUACAUACAAAAAAAUAUCUUGUUACAGACCUUUUUUUCCAUGGGAUAUUUCAGCAAUUUACCACAUAUUCAUAUUUCUAUGGUGAUGGGAGGUUUUCUGCAGUUUUGGCAGUGGAGCUAAAGAGAAAUUGCCAGAGUUGGUAAUAGAGAACCACUUUCUCAAGUAGAUUAUUCUGUCAAGCAUAAUCUAGAAUUGCAACCAUUGGUGAGCACAGUAUCUCAGCUCAGUCAGACCACUUUGUAAUAAGGAAGGAAAUCUUAUUUGCAUAAUUUUUUGUAGCAAUGUGUUGCGUUUGAGAGAUGUCUAGUGCUGAAAUCUCGUGUAGAGACCAGUGUGUAGGACUUUUUAUUAUGGCUGAAUAUUUUCUACAUGGUUGUGUAAUGUUAUUCAGAUUGUGAUGCUCUAUACUCUUGCUAGUUUAAAGCAAAAAGACAUUCAUGUAUAUGUUAUACGGUUCUUUCAAAUGCUUCAGAAAUUAUUUGUGAAGUGUUGAACCACAUUUUUGCUCAUGCCAGUUAUAUGGACACAAAAAAGUCCCGUAGUAUUUAUUUAGAUAUAAAAGAGGGACCUUGUGGAAUUAGGUUAUAGUUCUUCCUGCUGCUUUAUUUCAUCUUGACAAUGAAUCAUCAAGUUAAUUUGGAAAGAUGAUGUUAAUUCAAGUGUUGAUAUUUUAUUUGUAUAAAAUCUAAUAUGUUUAGAGCAACAAAGCCUAAACCACUGCAUUGUAAAGAGAUAACACAGCAUUCCUAAAUUAUAAGUGACUUCACUUUGUUAUAUUGUAAUGGUCUGGAAGUACUACAGUCCAUUUGUUGCAGAUGAUAAAGACCCCUGAAGUGAUGCCCAGUGCAAAUAAUGAACUAAGAAGUACCAGUAUAAACCCUCAACAAAAGCUCUCGUUUCACUUUUUUUCUGAGUGACAGCUAAAAAGAUGAACAGCACACCAAAUCUUUGUGGUUUCUUGCUUUAUUGCCCUAAGGUCCCUGUUGUAAAAAGGAAAUAAUAAUAAUAAUUAUAACGAAUACAUAAAGAAAUACAUAACUAAAUAAAGUUUAUUAGGGGCCAGGUAUUUGUAACUGAGGCUCAAGCCACUUUUUAGUAAAUCAUAGAAGCCCCUGCAGAUGAUUCCUCCUUCAGUAGCCUCUUGAUUCUAGGUGAUCCCAUAUCUCAUCCAGACAAGCCAUCCAACUUGUGCUUAGCAGAUAUUAUCAUGUUAAAUGUUACCUAUUUUAGAGUUGUAGAUAUAAGUGUUGCAAAAACUAUCUAGCAAAAAAUACUUUACUAUUGUCAUUUCAUGGCAUCUAGAUUUAUACCUUAGGUAUGCUUUAUCAAUGUUUUCAGUGUUUCACAUUUCAUAGCAGUAGCCAAGCUUCAAAGAAAAAAAUAUAUAAUGAAGCUACAAUAAGCUUAGCUUAUGGCACAUGGAUGUGGAUUUUCCUCAAUUAUAUGAAGAGAGUAAUUGUUAGAAACGUUUGAACAGUUAUUGAUAAUAGCCCAGGUCUGCUACUCUGGCAUCGUUAAUUUCUGAACCAAAUUGCAUAAAUGAGGUAUGCUUUAUAUAGCUUUUUAUCUGUUACCCAUGUGCUGCUAUCUGUUAUUAGAAUUUAUUUUUAAAGUCUAGUCUCUGGCACUAAUGUAUGGUUGGUAGUCUUAAGGAGAACAAGUAGUUUCUUGUAGAAUCUUUAUGAAAAUUGAUUUGCUUUGUCCAUUUUUUCUUUUUGUACUGUUGAAUUAUAUGCAUUUCUUUGUAUUGUUUGUGUGGUAAGUUGAAGAACAAGGCAUUACAAGUCAUUUGUGGUGUUUUGCUGUCACAUGAAAUGCAUGUCUCACAGCCUUUCAUAUCACAAAUAAUGUAUUCUUUAUAUGAUGAAACAAACCACAUAUUCAGACUUUCUGGAGAUUAGUUUUCUAUACAAGCUGCUAUAUCUUUACCUGUGAUAGCUAAAGAAAA